UCACAUGUAGAAGUCACAGCAGCUGCAUGAGAGGGAGAUGAAACCUCAACUUGAGAGCACGGAUCCUAAAGACGUUUACUGGCACGGCUCUUAUAUAUUUCAUGAAAUAACAGUACACCUAGCUCGCCCUGUAUUUGGUUUUUAUGCAAAAGAAAAUAUGGUUUUUAGUCUUAUUAUCACCAGACAACUGUGAUGCCCGGCUUCCUACCGUCAAAAAUGCCCAGUGAUUAAUUUCAGCUGAUUAUAAUUAGCAUUUUUUUCUCGCAACAGGACACAUUUCUCACGCAGGUUGCUUUAAUAAUACAGCAUCAGAACGAGCGCGUGGGACGGAAUCUCACACACAUGCACGCCGCGCGCUCCACUGCCACACUGCACGCGGGAUCCGCGCGCUGGACAUGAGGAGGACCUCAUCCCGAGCCUGAUUUCCUGCGGUCCCGGCCAUCUGUGUGGCUUCGCUUCGACUCUUACAAAAUGACACAGCCACAGACGACCACGGAGCUGGAGCAGAGCUUCAGUAUAUCAAAAAAGAACAUGAUCACCAAAAUUUUUAAAGUUCGCAAAAGAAGAGAAAUGCUGUUUGUGCAGGUGUGCUUCAUCUGCAGCGUCCUGUUCUUGGCGUGGUGUAUGUCGGUGCUGCUCACAAAAACGGGUCAUGGGCUGGUGCUACAGGAGGGUUUUGCUGCUCCCAGAGAUCACUUGGGCCGAAGGCUUAUGGCCAUAGCAGGAGAGAAUGAGACUGACGAGAAGAACUGCACACAACCAGCCAUCCACGAGUUCCCCGAGGAUGUAUUCACCAACAAACAACGUACGCAAGGAGCUGUCCUGCUACACAUAUUUGCGGCUUUAUAUAUGUUUCUGGCCCUUGCUAUUGUCUGUGAUGACUACUUUGUGACCUCUCUAGAGAAGAUCUGUGAGAAACUGCACCUGAGUGAAGAUGUAGCAGGAGCGACCUUCAUGGCAGCUGGAAGCUCCGCCCCAGAGCUGUUUGCCUCUAUAAUUGGUGUGUUCAUUACACAUGGAGAUGUGGGGGUGGGAACCAUAGUGGGCUCAGCCGUGUUCAACAUCCUGUGCAUCAUCGGCGUGUGUGGGAUAUUUGCGGGGCAGGUUGUUUAUCUCACCAAGUAUGCUGUAUUCAGAGACUCGAUCUACUACAUUUUUUCUGUGGUUGCCCUUAUUGCAUUUAUUUACGAUGACAAGAUUUUGUGGUGGGAGAGUCUGAUACUGAUUUUCAUGUAUCUUGGCUACAUCAUCAUCAUGAAGUUUAACACUAGCAUGCAGAACUACUUUGUGGGGAAGGAAGACAAGGGCGUUGGCAACGGUAACACGGUCAUCAGCGAGAUGGAGGAUGGUAAUGAAUGUUAUGGGCAGUUUUGGGAUGAUGCAUCAUGGCCGUUACUCAGCCCAGUAAAGCCCAGUAAAACAUACACUAGGGGCUCUGUUGUGAUGGUGGACGAGAUGAUAAAUUCAAGCCCUCCACAUUAUCGGUUCCCCGAGGCCGGCCUCAGGGUCAUGAUCACCAACCAUUUUGGACCCAAGACACGUCUGCGCAUGGCAAGCCGACUUAUCAUCCAUGAGCAGCAGCGGCUGGUGAAGACAGCCAAUGGGGUGGACGCAGUGCUGGUGGCUGAUAAGAAAGCUGACACCAUGGAAAAUGGCAGCAUAGUGGAGGACAAACUCGCUGAGGAGCUGGAGAGUGAGAUGUCAUCUCCUUUCAGCUUGCCUGGGGGCAGUUUGGAUAAAGUGAAGUUUUUCAUUUCCUGGCCCAUUUUGGUGUUGCUGUUCUUCACUGUGCCCAACUGUGCCAAGCCGCGGUGGGAGCGCUGCUUCAUGCUGUCCUUCUUCCUCUCGACUCUGUGGAUAGCUAUCUUCUCCUAUAUCAUGGUGUGGAUGGUCACAAUCGUUGGAUACACACUUGGAAUCCCAGAUGUCAUUAUGGGUAUAACUUUCCUGGCUGCUGGCACCAGCGUUCCCGACUGCAUAGCCAGUCUUAUUGUUGCACGGCAAGGCCUGGGGGACAUGGCUGUCUCAAACUCGAUUGGCAGCAACGUCUUUGAUAUCCUGGUUGGGCUCGGCGUUCCCUGGGGCAUCCAGACAAUGGCUGUCAACUAUGGCUCUGUGGUUCAAAUUAACAGUAGAGGAUUGGUUUACUCUGUUGUUCUGCUACUGGGUUCAGUUGCAUUAACGGUGUUGGGGAUCCAUGUGAACAGGUGGAGGUUGGACUUCAAGCUGGGCGUGUACGUGCUUGUUCUGUAUGCCAUCUUCCUCUGCUUUUCCGUCAUGAUCGAAUACAACGUCUUCACAUUUGUCAACCUGCCCAUGUGCCACGAGGAGCUGUAGGCCAGAAGAUUUCCAUGGGCUUUGAACCAAAAUACCUCCAGGAUAGACCAAAAUCGCCAAUGAUUCUACUGUUUCCUCUGUUUAAUCUCUUUACCGAGCUGUUACUGUUGAAGAAAACCACUGUUUCCCACUUCACAUUCAAACUACUGUGGUUCAGAUGGAAGAACUGCAUUUCCCAGAACACCAUUGACUCUCUCCAUCAAUUCCAGGAAAUGAAAUUCUCCUUGGCAGCUCUCUUUAUAACUGGAUAUUCUUCCACUUCUGAACCUUGGACAAUCACAAUGCAACCCGUAAUUGUCUUUACUGAAUUGACAAUUGUCUUUACAGGAUUCAAACUGUACACUUUCAUCACAAACUGCACACACGGCAGUGACAAAGAAUGCUGCUCAUUCCUGUAUGCAUUAGCAAUCUACAUUUUCUAAUUUCUGUCUUCCCUUGAGACACUCUAUGACAUGAACAUAAUGCACUUUAUAUGUAGCGUAUAACAUCUAUAUCACAUUAAUUUAUUUCCUCCAGUACGGGAAAAUGAAAGUACGUCCUUGAUGAUGUGCAAUAAAAAGAUGGAACUGAACAUGAAAUCACUGCCCUCGGGCAAGAAAGUGAUUCUCGCAGCUCGUUAUACACAAGAAAACUCUUGAAAAUAUGACGCAUAACAGAUGCGAAGCAUUUUCUGUUAUGGAUCGUGCUGCAGGGGUCGAGAUGUUAUGGAGUCCUUAUGAGCUGGACAAUGUAUUUCCUGCUGAGAGCUUCCGGCAGGUGUCCAGUGGAGAGGUCAGCGAUGGGGACACAUUGAAACAGAAGCUCUACUAUUAGACAUGUUUUGGUUUCCCCUUUAUCAUUCCAGACCUGCAUUAUUGAAUGGAAACAAUCAUAAAGCACACAUCAAAAGCUGCUCCUCACCUCUCUUUCAGACCAGAGCAGAUGACCCUCAGGACCGCUCUUUCCUUGUUUUGCAGCGUGAAAGUUGAGACUGGCAACUAUGGCUGCUUUAAUACACAUACUGAUGACACCACAAACAGAGAUCCUGGAUUUCGCAAACAUGCUAUAAAUCAACGUGUUUGUUGUUUAUAUGUAAAUAUAACAUCGCUGAUCCUGUUUGAACCAGUGCUUCCUUACAGAUGACGGGAGGGGGGUGGAUUUACGUACAGGGCUGAAGCGGCCACUUUUUCUUUAUUUCCAAUGCACCCCUACCUCCCUCUCUGGAUCUUUAUUACCGUUUGUCUGUAAUGCAUGAUUUGACACAAAGAAGCCAUUUCGAAAGCUUUGUGAGCUCACUGUCAAUGUUCCUAUAAGGAUGAAUCUCAAGAAAAUGUGCCCAGGUCAUAUUUUACCCUAAAAUCAAAAGAAAAGCAUAAAUUGUGCAGGUACAGUAAGUGAAGUUUUAUGGCCGUUAAAUGCAUUGCAACAUUUAUUUCCAUGGCAGUUAAGCACAUUUUCAAUCUCAUUCUCAUUGAUAUAAUGCAUCUGGACUAUAUACUGUAACAGGUUUUUUAUAUUUAAUUUAGUGUAAAUUAAAAGCAGUUACCAUACAAAUAUUACCAUGAUUUAUAAAUACUUAAUUUAUAUUUUAAAAUUUAUUACAUUACUGUAAAAAAAAAAAAAAAAAAACGGUAACGAGAAUAUUUUUUUGUAUUAUUGUAAUGACAUUUUUUGCAUUGCAAUAAUUUUCAUUGCAGUAAUUUAAAAUUACAAUAAUACAAAAAAUAUCAUUAUCAUUACCAUAAUUUUAAUUACUGGAAUGAAAAUCAUUACCGCAAUACAAAAAAUGUCAUUACAAUUAUACAAAAAAAUAUUAUCAUUACCGUAAUUCUAAUUACUGGAAUGGAAAUCAUUACUGCAAUGUAAAAAAUGUCAUUACAAUAAUACAAAAAAUAUCAUUCUUAUUACUGUAAUUUUAAUUACUGCAAUGCAAAAAUGUCAUUAUGGUAAUGAGAAUAUUUUUUGUAUUAUUGUAAUGAAAUUUUUUUUGCAUUGCGUGAUUAUUUUCAUUGCAGUAAUUAAAAUUACAAUAAUACAAAAAAUAUCAUUCUCAUUACCAUAAUGACACUUUUUUUUGCAUUGCGGUAAUGAUUUUCAAUAAUGACUUUUUUUUUUUUUUUUUUUUUUUUUUUUUUUUUUUUUCAUUGCGUUAAUGAUUUUCAUUAUAGUAAUUAAAAUUGCAGUAAUGAGAAUGGUGAGAUGAGGAAUACAUGAGGUGGAAAAUAUGCUUAAUUACAAUUAUAUUAAUAAAAAUGAACUUUAUUUAAUGAGAAUAUUUUUUUGUUCAUGGUAAUGAAAAUGUUUAGUUUUUUUUUUUUUUUUCCCCUCCCAUUGCCAUAAUGAAAAUUGCGGUAAUGAGGUUUGGGGUAGAAAAUGUACUAAAUCAUGAUUAAAAAUGUCACAAUACAAAAAAGAAAAAUCUUAAUGGUCCUCAAGAUUAACUUCCUUUUCUUUGAGCAUAAAAAAUUUCUUCGAGUUUUGGCCUGAAAUAUGACCUGAACAUAUUCUUGACAGGUUUCCUGAGAUUCACCCAUAAACGGCAGCUACCGGACCUGUAUUCACUCAGCUGCUAGUGGGCUCAGGAGAUCUGAACUUUGUGUCUUUUGUCAGUCGUAGAACCUGUCGUUGUCAGUGCUAGGAGGUGCUGUAGCUGUUGUCUGUGCAGAAAGACAGGUGUCGCAGUAUUUGAUGUACACAUUAUAUAUAUGCAAUCAGUGAGGGCUGAGUACGGGGAUUAUAUUUUCAUAGAUGAGCCAUGUUUGUGAAAGCUGCUGAAUUCGCCCACCGCUGUUACACGAGCAUGCAGAUUCCGUCAUCUAAUCGGACUUCACAUAAUUGCCAUCCUGUAGAAUGUCGACUUUAGUUUAUUGUGGCUAUGUGCUGUGCGGAAUGACGGUGAUGUUGUGAUGAUUUCCUUUUCUUUCGUCUUUGUUCUGUGGUGUUUUUCAGUGGUGAUCUGUACGAUUACAUUACUCGGCUGAAAUGGAUACACCAUAUGCAUAAUAUUGGAGGAGCACUGAAAGCUUCUUCCUAUGCCUGGUUGCCACGUUACAGAGUUAGUUAGAAAGUCUUUUUCUACCAUUGAAUGGUGCCAGUAAUUUAGUACUUUUCUAUUGUUUGUUAGUUUCUCUCCUGGUUGUUUUGGGAAUUCUCUUUUGCUAGUGCAAUUCAUCUACUGGGUUUAUUUUACUCUACACUUAAGAGAUUUGUCAGCACACUAUCCUUUACUACUCAGUUUGUUGCCGAUAAUUUGUGCCAUGCUUGAUGUAAAUGCUACUAUUUGAACUGAGAAUGAUAUUUUUGGGGGGCGGGGGGGGGCAAUUGUAUUUUAUAAACUCUGCGGUGGUUUGAUUAAUGUUUCAUCGGGUCACUUCAGAUGGGAUGUCUUUGUAGCCAGUUGUAUAGCACUCUCACAUGAACAGUCUUGUAUGCACUCUUCAUUGUAUGCCUCUUCAGAGGAAAAUGCUUCAAAUGACUCUGUCAGGCAUGAAUAUGCACACGAGUAUGAGAACUUCUCAUGCGGUCUUUUGAUUUAUUAAACACACAUGCACAGAUACAUGCGCUUCACGAGUGACCUGCUGCACUGUGAGUGGAACAAACCUGCUGUAAGGUACAGAUUUAAUGAUUUUCAACAUAAGACAUUGGUGUGUAACUUGAAUGUAUUGUCUUGCAAGCAAUGGAUGUAUCCAACCAAUGCAUUUUACUGUAAAGCAAUAAUCUAAAAAAAAAAAUAUGAACAAUAUAUGAAUCAUACGAGUAUUGUAUGGAGAAAACUAUUAAAAUUAUACAGUUUAUAAAUGUU
Messenger RNA from Ctenopharyngodon idella (grass carp), 6118 nucleotides. It is a transcript of the gene slc24a4a, whose product is annotated as solute carrier family 24 member 4a. The record is from RefSeq and is a predicted model, not a curated record. NCBI's taxonomy places the organism in Eukaryota, Metazoa, Chordata, Actinopteri, Cypriniformes, Xenocyprididae. Gene Ontology annotation, biological process: intracellular calcium ion homeostasis; calcium ion transmembrane transport. The coding region runs from base 472 to 2337 and encodes 621 amino acids. Gene Ontology annotation, cellular component: membrane. Gene Ontology annotation, molecular function: calcium channel activity; calcium, potassium:sodium antiporter activity. The transcript has 17 exons.